GGCCGUUGGUGUACGUUUUUAUGUCGCUGAGAUGAAACUGCCAAAACUCUGACAGGUAUUAUUGUACAUCAGAAUUGCAUCACACUAUUUGUUCAAGCCUAAAAUAUUAGUCCGUAAUCUUAACAUGAUGUUUGUAUGUUCACAGACAUAAUUUCACAUUUACGUUUAAUGUUUCACGCAUGGCUUUUCUUACGACCCUACCAAUUUACGGAUGGAUUUUCUUACGAGCCUAACGUAAACCUUUUGGCAGGAACCUCGCUCCAUACAGAUGUUUCACCAGAUAAAUGUGAAGCAUCCAGUUGGCAUUUCCACUCACUACCAAAUAUGGUGGUGGGAGGAAACCCAGUGGCCGGCAGGGGGAGAUCAUGGCCAAGAAGGAUUUUGGCCAUUCAGCUAAUUUUCUCAUCAAUUAAACAUUUGAUCUCCCUAACAUUUUCUGUUUCCUUAACUAGAAUCUAUAACAGAGUGGGCUGCGUUUUGUAGACUUUACCCUUUGCCAAAGUAAAACAAAAAUGAUGUUGUUAAGGAGUGCAAAGGCGAAUUUAGUUAUUGCACACUAGCACAUCACAUUGCUUGCUGUUUGGGGGUUUUAGGCUGGGUUUCUGUAUAUCACUUUGUAACAUUGGCUGAUGUAAAAAGGGCUUUAUAAAGACAUUUGAUUGAUUGGUCGUAGGCGUUCCAUAACAGAAAUAUACAAUGAAAUGCUAGAACGCGCCAAUAGGAUCUCACUAGCUUGUGCUUGGACCUGCCCACCUCCUUGCUUGUUCUUGUUCUGCCCACUAUGAUUUAAUUGAUUUGCUCCCAUUGAAAAUGACAGGCUCUGGUCUAUCUUGGGUUAGUUCUAAAACAUAUUUGGUAUAGCCUCUCCCACCAAGAAGAAGACCCUGGUACUGAAAAGAGAAGCUUAUGGUUGCUAUGGAUUUGUAUAUAUUUGUUUCACUACCCGUACAGUAGGUGGCAGCAAUACACCGUAUCGAUUGUAGUCUGCCAAUAAAGCUAAAAGAAGAAGAAGAUAAAGAAAUUGGGGAAAGUAGUGGUAGGUGGUAAUUGUAGGGGUGCCCAUGGGGCUGGGGAUCAGAAAUGUCCCGUGCGAGAGAAGCAGGUUGAGGUUUCCAGGGUUAGAGUAGUGCAGAAGUUGUCAUAUGCUGAGGCAGUGAAGAAAGUAGAGGAAGAUGGGUCAAGGGGGAGGAAUCCUGAGAGGACGUACGUUAAGGAGUGGUGUGUGUAGUAGAUCUGUACCAGUACAGAGGAAUAGGCCAACAAUUGAUAUAUGUUUCAGUAAGAUUUGAUUUUUAGCAUUUAUUGAAAUGGUUAUCAACUGUACUGCAGGGAUGGAAUGUAAGUCGCAGAAAAUUGAGGUUGUGUUGGCAGCUGCAGAGAGGUAUUUGGGUAUACGAGACUUGACAUCAGAGGAGUUACAGGGUGUGAGGUAGGACUAAAUAUAUUUAAAUAGUGGAGUUUGGUGGUGUUACUUUUUUAUUAUUUGAUUUUUUUUGUGAGUGGUGCAGAUAAGGUAUUUUUUUAUUUUUUCAAGCAAAGUAUUAGGGAGUUGUACUCCAGUCUACUAGGUGGCGGUAAAGCAACAUUUAUUGGAUGCCAGCUGCCAUUAAACCUCAUCAAAGAAGAAGAAAAGGCGACCGACGCUGGUGGUCCUCUGUUUACUUUUUAGUGCACUACACCAAAUUUGAUUUCGAGGUGUCUGCAUCUAUCUGUACUUUUCAACAGCCUUUUGCUUCUACACUACACAUCCAUUAACAAUUACUUAUUCGAAGGCCAUUUUCGGUCAAAUAAUGGCAAAUGACGUUGCUUUUCACACUCAGCUAGCCUCCAUCAUGGAGGUUUUAGCUAACGCGGCCGUGGCUGAAAUCUGCGAGCUUGUUGACAAUGGCUAUGCGGUCCUGCAUUUGGAGAUAUCUCAAGGGCAGAAGGAGAAUGAAGCGUUGAGGAGAAAACUACGGAUGAUGGAGCUGAAAGUGUCUCGUGCGAGUACUCCGAGAGCGGGAAUGGGAAGCUCAAUCCUCGCGCACAGUCGUUCUCGAACUCACUUUGGCAUGGAAUCGAGAAGGACAUCAGUCGGCGAGGUACAUUGUCGGAGAGGAGUUGAUUCCCAGUUGGUCACCAGCCUGUUUAGGGACGGAAAGUCCUCAGGUGAUACUGGACAGACUACCACACAGAGAAAGCCUGCAGCGUUGGAUGAGAGAAAGUCCAAAUCACCUAACAUCAAAGAGGAGAGGCGGGAAGAAGCCUGGGACAAUCAUAACCAACGAGAGAGAUUGAGUACCGGAGCUUUAAAUCCCUGUGUUGGAGGAGAAAGACAUUCUAACAUCGACACAGAGGCUGCUCAAUCAAUCGGCAAACAGGAGAACGCCAGCUCUUGUAUAUGGGUGAGUGGUGAAACAGACAACAGCCUCUUGCCAGAAUCAAAUGAAAAUAUUAGUGUGAACAAAAGAUCUCAAACCCCAGCAUUGGAAGAUGGUGAUGGAAUACUUGACCAUGCAGGCUUUGAUUGUAUGAUGUUUGAGCCCCCCAGACAACUUGGGACCCUUAGCACCCAGGGUCCUGGGGCUGAUCUUCCUGAGUGCUCUUACUCUCAUGUGGAUGUUGUACCUCUUAAUUCUGAUUCAGAGAAUAGUUUUCCCUUUUCGAUGAACAAGGUAAGUCGCUCCAUAACUGAGCACAAACAACCUGUAGCUUACAGAGACAAUAGACAGAGGGUGCCGUUGCCCUCAGAUGAGCCUCACAUGACUGUGCGAAAAGGCAUGGAGACCGGAUCCAAUGCCUUGGUAAUGACGGAUGGUUGGGUCUCCCAUGACAGUCAUAAUAACGACGCUGUGAAUUACAACCAAGACGGCACAGCAGGUAACCGGUUCAUUUGUAGUUUCUGUGGUAAGACUUUGGCGUGUCUGAAGAACCUCAAGACACACCUUAGGGUUCACACCGGGGAGAAGCCGUUCAGCUGCAUGCAGUGCGGGAAACGCUUCUCCGACUCCAGCAACCUCAAGCGACACCAGAGCGUACACACGGGGGAGAGACGCUACGGCUGCAGCCACUGCGGCAAGCGCUUCGCCCAGUCAGGCUCACUCAAAGUGCACCUAAGCAUACAUAAAGGAUGCAAGCAGUUCCGAUGCCCACAGUGUGAAAAGACUUUCAUAUCGGCCAAUCACCUCAAGAGACACAUCAGUGUCCACGAUGGAGAAGAAAGUAUUUUACCAACCACUUUUCAGUGAGUGAAAGCAUACCCAAACGUGCUCCAGCCCAGCUUGAACAAAAAAAUGAAUUGGGGGCUCGACUGAAGGAGUUGAUCAUCCAAAAAGUAUUCCAUACACUUUUGAAUGACUGUUUUUGUAACUCUUAUCAUUGAAGUUGUUUAUCACUCAUCCUCAGCCCACUGUGUGAAAAGUGGUUUGUGGACUCAAGUAAUCUCAUUCGUCGCACCGGAUACUACAUACAGUGUGGGGAGAGGUUUGCUGCGAAGCACAUUCUUAGAAUUCACCUAGAGAGAAACUAUUCUGGUGCUCUAGUGCUGGAGAUUGUAUUGUCACUGAGUAUACCACGAACACAGUUAUUUGUGAAUAAUUCUACUUUCGCAUUUUGACUGAACACAUUUUGUCUGUAUUGGGCUAUUUGUUAUUUACAGUUUAGGAGUAGUCAUAACAAAAGGAAUGGAAUAAAACAAAAUAUUUUGUAUGUGUAUCUAAUGUGUACCAUUUUUAUUAUUUCAAAAGUGCUGCAAGAAAUAUAUGAACAAUACAAACAGUGAUUGUUACUAUUAUUAUUUUUAUUAUUAGUAGUAGUAGUAGUAAUAUAAAACAUACUACCUCUCUUUAGGAAAAACACUCCAAGCCAACCAGUCUAGUAAAAUGAUGUCUCGCAAAGGCCCAUGUAUGACAUUUUGAAAUAUGAAUUCUUGCACACAUUAUUUUUGUAAACAUUUCCUCUGAAAAUGUGUUUUUGUGAAAUAAACAAUUGUAAGAAAAAGGC
This is a messenger RNA of Oncorhynchus keta (chum salmon), 3981 nucleotides long. Its product is annotated as zinc finger protein 616-like. Gene Ontology annotation, biological process: regulation of transcription by RNA polymerase II. The transcript is spliced from 4 exons. Lineage: Eukaryota; Metazoa; Chordata; Actinopteri; Salmoniformes; Salmonidae. The record is from RefSeq and is a predicted model, not a curated record. Bases 1791 to 3227 code for a protein of 478 amino acids. Gene Ontology annotation, molecular function: RNA polymerase II cis-regulatory region sequence-specific DNA binding; DNA-binding transcription factor activity.